Ectocarpus sp. CCAP 1310/34 is the source of this 3630-nucleotide messenger RNA. Lineage: Eukaryota; Phaeophyceae; Ectocarpales; Ectocarpaceae. The record is from the annotation of a GenBank genome assembly.
CACACCACCACCAACCUCUUGUCUCUCUCCCUACGGCGGCACCAUGGCCACCACUACGACUACCACUGUGCGCUCUUCCCGAGAUAAGAACGCGGUGGAGCGAUUCGUUCCACCAACAGCAAAAGCGGCCACCGACAAGAAUGCUCUCUACGAGGGCUCCGGGACGCUGUUGGCGGACAUCCCCAUCGUGCCGGUCAACCUGAACAAGAUCGAUGCGGACCACGACCUGCUCAAGGCUUUCCACGCGUUCCUCUACGGAGGCGUCGGCAAGAAAACCGUCAGAAAGAAGAACAUCCGCAGUUUUUCCGGCUUCCCUGACGACGACGGCAAGGACGCGAGGAUGAAGAAGCUGACAGAGUCCAAGAAGUGGACCGUCGCCGCGCUCAGGGACCUCUGCACCUUGCUCGGCUUGGAGAAGGGAGGGGACAAGGCCGAAGUGGUCGACCGGAUCGUUUCCUUCCUGGCUAGCCCGGAUCCAUCGGAAUCUAAGGGCCCGGUCGCCAAGAAGCCCAAGAAGGCCGCUAAGAAGCGAAAGUCCACCGGCAAGGGCAAGCAGACCAAGAAGGCCAAGAGGGAGGUCAAGCCGAGACCGCUCAACGGGUACAUGAUGUUCAGUAGGGAGGCCCGCGCGAAGGUGCUCAAGGCCGACCCUGGACUCAAGUCGACGGAAGUGACGGCCAAAAUGGGACAGAUGUGGGCAGAGUGCUCCGACGCUCAGAAGGAGAAGUACAAGCAGCAGGGCAUCAAGGAGUUCGAGGAGAAGAAGGGGGCUGUGGCAGAGGAAGAGGAAGACGAGGCGGACGAUAAGGAUGCGGACGAGGGCGACGACGAGGGCGACGACGAGGGCGAAGACGGGGACUCUGGUGACGACUCGGAGUAACGCUCAGGGGGCGGCACGCAGGAGGAGCAUUUUCCGCGGGGUCUUGGAACAAAAUGGAGGGCGUUUUCCUGCCAAUUCUGUGGGUAGCAGGGGCAAAACACGCAAUGCUCGAUUCGUUCCAAGAAACAGCACUCGUUUUUCGUUCUGCGACCUUCAAGGUUGCGUCGCACGCAUUUCUCGGCGGCACGGACUCAACACACUGCUGUGCCAUCGUAGUUGUUAUCCUCGCCUGGCGACCAGUUUCCGCGUUCGAAAGCGGAGUACUGUGUACGUUUGUCCACGUUGCCAGGAGUGUAUGCGAGAAGGGGGGGGCUUGCCCACGAUCUUGUGAAUUCUUUUUUUUAGCGUCGUUGCUGCCGAAUUUCCGGGGUGGGUGGGUUUUGGAAUGCAAGCAUGGGCUUGAAGACACAGUUCGGGACCUUUCUUUCCCCCAAACAAUCGCGGGGUUAUGGUACAUAGUUUGCGGGGCUGUGUUCCCUUGCUUGCCUUGGCACAGAGUAUAGUAGUACGGUCUCGAGUGGCUCGUGGAAUCCAAUGUUUUAUGGCGGAACUGCGGAGCUGCCGCUGGUGUGCUUCGCAUCGCACACCAGGUAUGCACAAUUGGCGAACUAUCGUCCCACCUAGAGAGAGGGUAGAGAUCCUGCAUCAAGCGGUGCGGGGUGGAUGCUAUUCUGCGGGGCACAUUUCCGUGUGCCCUAGGCCGUAGUCGGCGUCGUAGCGCUCUUGUUGCCUGCAGUUCUGCGUCUCCAGAGGAACGAAACGGUGACACACUCGAGGCAGCGGGGUACCUGUUGGCGGCGGCUGAUGUGUGCCGAUAUUAUUUGCUGCGGGAGCACAAACCUUUCGGCCAAGGUUUUGUGGGGGAUGCCGUGUCGCAGCGGUUUGAUUGCCUCUCCUGUGGAGAACUGAUUCUCGGCACUUGCCUGUUCCCUAGUACACCGGGUGGUAGUUCUCUUGGUACCAUGUAGUUAUUUGUACAUGAAGCGUCUUUGGCGUUCUUGUCGGGGAGGGCGUACGGCGCUUGUGCCAUGUGGUCGUGUAUCUGUCGUUUUACCAUGCCAACAAGCUAGGGUGUAUUCAAGUACAGUAUGCAUACUUUUAUUUUUUGCUCCCGUCUUUUGCGGCGAGCGGAAGGGCUGUUGUUUUGUUUGUCGUGUAUCGAGGUGUGCAGACAAUCGGUGUAGAGACUGGCACGAAGUUUGUCUUUUCUCGAACACCAGCGCGUAUGGCUCUCGAGUACACCAGGGCAUACCUGUUUGUCUGCGUGUCCGUCUGCUCGUAUUCAGUGUCUAUCGGGGUACUGCUGUUUCAUGAAAAAUGGCGUUCUUCUGGUGGUGCACACCAACGAAUCCAUUGAGUUUCGCCAAUUUCUGAACCUUGUUUGCCGUAUUGCCACGGGGGCGGGGGGGGCUUCUGCUACACGCACUGCGAAGAGGCGCACUUCAUGGACGCAAAGUGAAGACCGAGGAAACUUGGCGAACGCGGCAAAGGGCCCAUGAACUAUCUGCCCAUAGGAGAUAGAGCUCUCGAACAUCCCAUCAGUAUUCAUUCCCGCGCACACCAUCGCCACUCUCGUCGCUCGGAGCCUUGUGAAACCUCCGCCGCCUGCUGGCCUCAUUGGAACCACUUAAAUAUCUGGUCAAUGUGUUAACGUUGUUGCAGGCCCUGAAAAAUCCUGGCGAGCCCCUUGCCGCCCUACCUCGGUCUUUGAUAAAGCUGUGGGCGCCGCGAAGGGCGUAAGGGUGCAUGCAUAUCAUUCGGCCAGCUAGAAACUGAUCUUUGGGUUUGCAGAUAAGCAUCCAUUCGAGAUGCUCGUUUUUAGAAAGUGUAGUCAAAACAUAACCUUUGGAUCCCUGCCGUGGUGCCACAUACAUAACUCUCUCCGAUAGGACUUGAGGCUUGGCGGGAAGGCUGUAUCGAGUUCGCGCACUGCUGUUCUUCCACAUUGACCGUAAGCCUGACAUCAACUUCUUCUUCUGCUGCACAAUCGAAUCCAGGUGUGUGAGUGUGCUGGUUGGACACAAAGUGUCUCUCGUCGAGUACCACACCAAUAAGAUCCACCACUACUGCUCAACACGAAGAUGUGUACUACUCACUGAUGCUGCUGCUGCCCUUGCUGAAGGAUACUCUACAACAUGGCGACGACACACCGGAGAAACACAGGGAAGUCUCGUGCUGCUGCUUGAUGGGGCAGCCAAUGAUUGCAUAGACCCGAUGACUUGAUCUAUUCAAAAUGUUCGCCACCACCUUUCUUUUAUUGCCUCGCUCCUACUCCACCAAGACUGAUUACCCUCCAUUCAUUUGCAAAAGCACUGCAAUCUCUCCCCUCCCAUGUAGUACUUAUAUCACAACCUCCCCUGAUACAUCCCGUCAUUACUCGACAAGCAAGGUAGCAAACAUCACGUGAUGGUUUUUUUUAAAUAUCGAAAAGAGCGGGAAAGCAACAAACAGUCGACAUGUUUUGAGAUUCAAAUUCUGUUUGCAAACAUGUACGAUUGUGUAUGUAUGUUUGUUUUUCCUCAUAAUGUACGACACAGCACAAGACUUACCUCCGUUUCCUCUCUCCUACACAACCAAGUUUACUGCCCAUACACACGCAAGAGCACUGCAAUCACUCUCCCCCCAUAAUGCAUACUUUGCGUCACAAUCUCAUUUGAUGAGUCUCAUUAUUACUCGUCAUACACGCAUAUCAAACAACACCAUGGGUAGAGUUGAAAAUCAAAUUGAGCGGGAAAUCAACAACCACCUGA